Molecule: messenger RNA, 597 nt
Organism: Acaulospora morrowiae
Lineage: Eukaryota; Fungi; Glomeromycota; Glomeromycetes; Diversisporales; Acaulosporaceae
Source: the annotation of a GenBank genome assembly
AUGGAAACAUCCAUCCCUUACGAUUCCAAGAUGGUUGCUUUAUUGGUUAUCGAUAUGCAGGAAUCACUUCGUAACGAGGUUAUCGAUAUUAUUCCAAACGUGCAAUCAAUUGUCAAAACUUGCCACGAAAAAGAUAUUCCCGUUUUUUGGACCCAACAUGGUCACAGAAAUCUCAAAUUUGAUGGUGGUGCAGUGGGACGAUGGUGGGGAGAUGGUAGUAUAAAAUGGGGUUCUAAGGAAUGGGAAAUUUUGAGAGAAUUACAGCCGUUCGUUUCGCGAUCUUCAACCUCAGUCGAUAUUCUUGAUUUCGUUAUCAAAGAUAAGACACGUUAUGAUGCCUUUUACAAUACUGAACUAGGUUCCUUACUUGUCUCUCUUGGUAUCGAGACACUCAUCAUUUGCGGUGCAGAGACAAAUCUAUGUUGUGAAGCAACUGCGAGAAGUGGUUUUGACCGAGAUUAUAAUAUCAUUUUCCUUAAAGAUGCAACUAUCACAGAGAACAAAGAGAUGCAUGAGGCCACCUUACUGAACUUGGAAUACGGAUUGGCAAAAAUUGCCACCGUCACCGAGGCUAUUGAAUGGCUCGACAAACAUUAA